Messenger RNA from Sarcophilus harrisii (Tasmanian devil), 3078 nucleotides. It is a transcript of the gene CPLANE2, whose product is annotated as ciliogenesis and planar polarity effector 2. Gene Ontology annotation, molecular function: GTP binding; GTPase activity. The coding region runs from base 329 to 1117 and encodes 262 amino acids. The record is from RefSeq and is a predicted model, not a curated record. Lineage: Eukaryota; Metazoa; Chordata; Mammalia; Dasyuromorphia; Dasyuridae. The transcript is spliced from 6 exons.
CGGGAGGCGGGUCCCGGGGCGGGGCCAUGCGUGCGCAGUGAGGUCGUACUUAGCCGCGUGGAAGCUGGGGUUGUCUAGCUGUUGGGAGGCGGUGAGCAGUUCUCUGAGGGGGCCAGGGAAGAGCAAGUGGAAGAAGGGGCAAGGAUGAUUACCCUUUUUGGGCCCCAGAGAGAGAGGCGACAGUAAGAGGAGAGAGGGGUCUUGUUAAUGUUCUCCUGGGGCAGGGGAGGAAGGGAGUCUGUCAACGUCCUCCGGGGUCUUCCCACCAAUAUACCAGGUCCGUUACUUCAGCCUCCAACUCCUGGGAGUGGACUGUUUGGGGAGGGCCAUGGCCCAGCUCCCAGCCCCAGGCUCUGUGAUUGUCCCUGACUGGCAUGAGAGCGCAGAAGGCAAAGAGUACUUGUCGUCCAUUCUUCGGAAGAACCGGCGAAGGGUGUUUGGGCUGCUCGAGAGGCCAGUUCUACCUCCCCAGGUGGCUGCAGACACUGCAGGCUACAAGAUCUUUGUUUCUGGGAAGAGUGGGGUUGGGAAGACGGCCCUUGUGGCCAAGUUGGCGGGCCUGGAGGUUCCUGUGAUACACCAUGAAACAGUGGGCAUCCAGACAACAAUAGUGUAUUGGCCGGCCAAACUGCAGGCCAGCGACCGAGUGAUCAUUUUCCGCUUUGAGUUCUGGGACUGUGGCGAGGCAGCACUCAAGAAAUUUGAUCACAUUCUGCCGGCCUGCAAGGAGAAGACAGAUGCCUUCCUCUUCCUCUUCUCCUUCACUGACCGUUCCUCCUUUGACGAUCUCCCGGCUCAACUUUCCCGGGUUGCUGGAGACGCUCCCAACACUGUCAAGAUGGUGAUCGGCUCUAAGUUUGACCAAUACAUGCACACUGAUGUUCCCGAGCGGGACCUCACAGCCUUCCGCCAGGCCUGGGAGCUGCCCCUGCUGCGGGUGAAGAGUGUCCCUGGGCGCCGGCUGGCUGAUGGGCGCACCCUGGAUGGGCGGGCUGGGCUGGCAGAUGUGGCGCAUAUCCUCAACGGCCUGGGGGAGCACUUGUGGCACCAGGACCAGGUGGCAGCUGGGCUGAUCCCUGGCCCCCAGGAGAACGCUCCAGAGGAGGAGCAGGGCUGAGGCGCUCCUGGAAGUAGGGCUUGGCCCGGCAUUCCUGCCAGGGGAAGAACUGGCGUGUAACCUGGUGACACGGACAGAAUACAGCUAGGCAGAAGGGCUGAGCCUGAGUCCCAGCGGCCACUCUUCCUUGUGUGUGUGAUCUUGAGCAAGUCCCUUCGCUUUGAUUCCUAACUGAUUUUCUGCUCUAUAAAAGGGAAAUGCGCCUCCAUUGCCUCCCUCUCAAGGAGAUUGUUGGGAAUGCAUUUACAGGUUAAGUCGUGAUAGAAAGGUGAAGGGGUAAGAAUGAUCCCCCCACUGGGCUGUUUGUCUGCGGGGUAAUGGAAGGGGAGAGGAAUUUGGAGUCCGAAGACAGGCUUUUGAAUUCUGGCUCCAUCACUUAGCACCUCUGGGACCCUUUUCCUCCUCUGUGAGAAGGAAGACAUGGUUUGCAAGUUCCUUUUCCCUGGGGGGUGAGGGAGCAGGGAGAUGAGAUGCUCCCAGGUCUCCCCUCCCCAGCUCUGAGCCAGAAUAGAGGAGAAGGGGGCAGAACCCAAGAGGACCGGGGCAGCUGGACGAGCCAAGGUCCCAAACCUUGGUGACUUCUGGAGGAAAUGGAAGCUCCGCGGAGAUAUUCUGGUCUCAGACUAGCUCUUACAGACCUAGUCUUGGGACUGAAGAAAAACCACAGGGCUUGAAGUCAGAAGCCUUGAGUUCCAGUCCAUACUUGCCGGAGGACCUUUUCAGGAGUUACCAAGUCUAUCAGACUCUCCAUUUACACAGUUCUCAAGGGCUCACCCACUGCAAGACCUUCUCCACCACUGGUCCUUCCCUCCUGGGUGGGCAUUUGAAUUCUCUUGGGUGGAGAGAAGGAGCUCUGUGGGGCGGAGGAGGGAAGACCCUCCCGGAGGAGCUGGAGGAAGAGGGGAGACCCUCCUGGAGGAGCUGGAGGAGGAAGGAAGACCCUUUGGAGGGCCUGGACUACUUGGCGUCCAAAUUUAGCUAUGGAGCUCAAGGGGAGGGCACCUUAACCUAAACUCGUAUUUCCCCCUCUGUCUCCGUGCGCCUGGAGGUACUUUUUCUUUUUGGGACUCGGAUUCUGAAGCCACUGGGACCAAUUCUAGAAGCAGCGUUUCCAUCUGAAAAUCAGUAUUAAGGAAAAUGGUUCCCUGACCUGGGCCGUGGGAACCUGUUUUACAUACGAAUAUAUCUGCACAAAUGUACAUAUUUGAUCAUUAUUGAAAUAGAACCCGUUUCCCUUGCAAUUAUUUAUGCAUUUUAAAACAUCCCAAACCUCUUUGCCCACGACAAAAGAAGGGGCCAGAGCCUCUGAUUUCGAGGUUAGGCAGGAACUUCGGGGCUUGGGCCCUCUCCCGGAAGUGGUUCUGUGGAGCUGGACAACGACCUCCCCGGGGGCUGGGCAGAGACUCCCCCGAGGCCAGAGCAGGGGGUGGCAGAGGGAUCCCUCGCAGAGGAGUUGAGAGCCUGAACCUUCCCCUAGCCCCGUGGAGGAGGCUCUCUGCCUCCUCUCCCCCAGCCUCCUCUCUCCCAGCCUCCUUCCACAUUCAGUGUUUAAUAGGCCUCCCCCCCAGGGGCAGUCCCGCUCCUGCCCCAGACUCGGGAAGGAGGGCGAGGGUGUGGGCCACACUUGUGCUCGUAAUUUUUCUAAUAGCUGAGCAAAUGCAAAUAACAUCGAAGGGGAGGCAGCUUGUAUGGAGGAAGCAGCCAGGAAAUUGUCAGGGAAACCUGGGUUUUUGAUGCUAGUGAUGGGGUCUUGCAGGCCCUCUCUGAGCCUCAGUUUUUUAUUUUUCUUUCUGUAAAAUGGGAUGCCUGUGACUAUUGGAUUUAACAUAUUUCUGCCAUGUUUAACAUAUAUUGGACUACUUGCCAUCUGAGGAGGGCGCUGGGGAAGGGGGGUAAAAUUGGAACACAAGGUUUUGCAAGGGCUAAUGUUGAAGAAUUGUCCAAGCAUAUGUUUUGAAAAA